AUGUCACCAUCCGCCACUGCAGCUUGCGAGCAACGAGCCAUGGCCUUCAGACGGCCAACAUCUGUCUGCCUCUUCUCAGGCUCUGGCAGCGACGGUUUCUUCUCGGACAAUGGUAAACUCGGCGAUGAGCGGCACGAGGCUUCAGAGCUCACAUCCGGUAUCAAGCCUGACCCCUUGGGGAACGACGAGAACGAAUGGCCUUCCAAUGAUGCUGGAACAGACACCCUAAGCUUCGAAGCCCUAUCCAAAUUCAAGGACAUGCGGCGAGCCAUCCUCAGUCGCCUCCGCAACCCCUGGCCCACAACAACCCAAAUAAUGCCUCACAACUAUCACACCCGCAAGUCUGACAUCGCCUUUCUUGCCGACCUCUCCCUCCCCGAAGCCAACGCCGCCCUCAUCCCUCACCCCAAGUUCCGCUCUCUUAUCCUCAACGAAGGCCUCCACGAGAAGAACCUCCGCCGCGUCAUCCGUGUCCAGCUCCUUCGCUGCCAGUGUCCGCGGAACAUCUACCGCGUGCUAGCUGUCUGCAUGCAAUCCAAAGCGGCUGCCCAAGCCCUUUCCAUCCUUUUUGAACCAUUAAUCCGCGCGCUCUACCGCAGCCGCAACACCGUCUCCGACCCGCAAGUCCUGGCCACUCUGAACGUCAUCAUCGCCCGCUUCAAACUAGCAAACCUCUACGUAUCCCCCUACUUCCUGUUCCUCGGCCUGCGCUUCGCCGCUCGGACACGAAGUCUUACCUCUAUGCAGCGGUAUCUCCGCCAUAUCCGGCAGGCCAACCUCACGAUGCCCGCCAACGUCUUCCGCAGCGUCAUUGCCAAAUUCUCCAUCGGGUCUCGUGGGCUAGGCGAGAUUCGCAACGGACGGUGGCGGCGGUCAGAUCUACUUCAGGUCCUCAAGGGCUUCGAUGACUGCUCGCAUUUGCCGCCAGCCCAGAAAUACCAUCUCGGCUCCUUCCUAGAUCGAAGCGACUGGCAAUUCCUGCACGGCUGGGUCGCCGUUCUGGCUCGCUGCCGGGACUCCGAGGGCGUGUGGCGCGAAUGGGAGCACUGGAAGCAGAGUAGCGCGAGACUUGAUCCUAGAAAAUUAGGAAAGGGAGGCAGGGGCAUGAGCAGUCGUUGGCGUGGGGACUACUGGUUCGUGGAGCAAAUGACGCAUUCAGGUGACCUGAGGCUGGCGUGGCGGGUAGUCGAGGAGAGUGGCCUGGACUUUUCGACCGUCAAGGGAAAAGUCAAGUUUAGAUUAUUGGAUGGGAUCGAGUUUGCUACGACGAGGUCAUGGGAGGGAGGCGCGAGGGAGGCGAUGGUGGAGAAAUAUGAUGUUGAGUUGAGGAAGAUUGAGCGGGCGCUGGGGUUGAGGUGGGUGGCGGAUGGAAUGGCCGAUGACGGGGAGGGUGUGCAUGAGCUUGUGCGAGACCAGUGGGAGGUUAUGGAGGAAUUGGGAGCGGAGGAUUGGAAGUUUGAGGAGGAUUACGGGUACCCGAUCGACGCAGAAUAUCUUGUGCCCGAGACGGAGGAGAGGGCGCUGCAUCAGGCUGAGGAGCGAGGACGAGUUGAGCAGGAUGAGGGCGGAUGA
Messenger RNA from Saxophila tyrrhenica, 1572 nucleotides. RefSeq lists its product as uncharacterized. The transcript is spliced from 2 exons. Lineage: Eukaryota; Fungi; Ascomycota; Dothideomycetes; Mycosphaerellales; Extremaceae. Bases 1 to 1572 code for a protein of 523 amino acids. The record is from RefSeq and is a predicted model, not a curated record.